Vicugna pacos (alpaca) is the source of this 1291-nucleotide messenger RNA. RefSeq names its product insulin like growth factor binding protein like 1 (gene IGFBPL1). Gene Ontology annotation, cellular component: extracellular region. NCBI's taxonomy places the organism in Eukaryota, Metazoa, Chordata, Mammalia, Artiodactyla, Camelidae. The record is from RefSeq and is a predicted model, not a curated record. Gene Ontology annotation, molecular function: insulin-like growth factor binding. Gene Ontology annotation, biological process: regulation of signal transduction; regulation of cell growth.
GACGGCCCCUGCGAAUUUGCUCCUGUGGUCAUCACUCCACCGCAGAGUGUUCACAACGUCACUGGGGCACCGGUGUACCUGUCCUGUGAGGUGAGGGCUGUGCCUACCCCAGUCGUCACAUGGAGGAAGGUCACACAGUCUCCUGAGGGCACCCAGGUGCUGGAGGACCUACCUGGGGACCACAUCAAUAUAGCCGUCCAGGUGCGAGGGGGCCCUUCUGAGCACGAGGCCACAGCCUGGAUUUUGAUCAAUCCCUUGAAGAAGGAAGACGAGGGAGUGUACCAGUGCCACUCAGCCAACGCGGUUGGGGAGGCGCAGUCCCACGGCACGGUGACGGUGGUAGAUCUGAGUCAGUACAAGGCCCCCCGCUUCCCGGCUCCGGAUGACCACAUGUGACGGAGUAAUGGUCUUAGAAACACUGAUCACAGGAUGACGGAAAAGUCAAGCCAUGGAUCGUUUUGCUUUGUGAAGAGUUGGAAAAACUGUGUUUGUAGAUGACCCCUUUUGUACGUUUUUAAAAAUUAGAUGCACACUAGAUUCGUAUGCAGAUGUAGUUUUUAGCAGGACAAACAUUGGGAAAACAGACUGCAUGUAGCCUUUUUAUACUUUUGAAAUGAAUAGCUCUGUGAGAAUUCUUUUUUUACCUAUUCCCUCCAAGGGAAGGUAUAUUUGUUACCGUGUAUUUGUAAUUCUAAAGGGCUGGACCACGGCAUGUGUCAGCUGUGACUCUUUACCUCAUUUGUCUAGGACCGAUUAGCGGAGCUCUGUGACUUAAAACACUGUGUGUAGGAGGAGUGGGGAGGACCCUGCUGUCCUCUGCCUGACCUCUAACUUGCUGUGGGACCUGGGCAGGUCCCUCCCCUCCCUGGCCCUUGGUCUCUUCACCUGUGAAUGUGGUAUUGGAACUGGAUGUUUCCUGUUUCUUUGAGUGCCGCCAUCCCAGUGUAAGAUGGUCCUACGGAAAAAAUACAGGAAGUGUAGUCUUAGCAUCCUUUUUAAAAUGGUAUUCCCUCAAAAAGCAAAUACUAGGGUGUGGACAGCUGGCUGUAGCUCGUCUGUUCCUGCCAUCUUCCCAUUUUAAAGAGGUUCCGUCCUAGCUGGAAUACUUAACCGGGCUGAGUGUUUGGGGACCAAGACAUCUACUUAUUAACAAGGCCAGCAUUCUCUAACCAGAUGGGCAGUGGAGACCUGGCCUCUGGACAUCAAACUGUAAAAAUGGGGUCAGCUACUCUCCCUGGGCUGUGGAACUAGAGUGGAGUGCAAUACAUUUUCCUUAGAGAUGGUUUGACCU